Owenia fusiformis is the source of this 509-nucleotide messenger RNA. NCBI's taxonomy places the organism in Eukaryota, Metazoa, Annelida, Polychaeta, Sabellida, Oweniidae. The record is from the annotation of a GenBank genome assembly.
GGCGGAUGGAAUUGUUACCCAGCCUUCUCGACAGGAUGUCGAGGAGUCUGUAACCAUUUUGAAUUACCGGGACGGGGAGGUGGAAUUUGGCGGGCCGCAGCCAUUAAAAGAAACAGGCCCCCCAGACGAUACCACUCUGUCCUGGGACAACAAGGUCAUGACAACCACCAGUGAGGGGGAUACGGGGGAACGCAUUAACCCUAGGCCCACUAUUGUGAAAACGGAAUUGAAUGUUGAUGAUAAAUCUUAUUUGUUCGAUAAGGAAAAUAUAAUGCCAGACGUUAAAACUGAUCCGGAUGACGCGGAAGAAACUCGAAAGGAUAGCGGUAGCGAUAACGGUGCUCAUGCGCAGGGUAACCGUUCCCGUUCUGCUCCCAUUGAAAGAUGGCAUCUUCCUCCUCCCUUGCAAAGGCAGGAAGAAUUUACCAUCUUCUCUGAUAAUGAUCAGGCAGCAAAAUUAUUUAAUGAUGACCUGAAUAAGCGUACAUUAGCGCCUGCUCGGACAUCCA